AUGGUAAAGUACGACGGUCGGAAGGUCACCGAGUCGGAUACGAAUUUUAUUAAACAGGCAACGAGCACGGCAUCGACCCUCUUCACCAUCCUCUUUGCAGCGGUGCUGGGCUCGACACUCAAACGCUUUGCGACGUGGCGAUUAGAGAACGGCAUAAAGCUCGGUCUUCUCGAGCAAAUCAUGCAGAGUCGCACUUUCUUUACUGCUCUGACCACUCAGUUGUCAUUCCGGGCAUUCAAUCUCAUGGCCUUGGUCUUACUAACAAGCUGGGUCUUUUCUCCCCUGGGCUCCCAGGCAUCGCUGCGAUUGGUGUCGGUAGGCAGAGAUUUUACCGCAGAUUCUCACUUGGUCAGCUACGUCAACACCGUUACCAAUCAAGUCUUUGCUUCCGUUUCUGGCGUUGAUUCAUUGCUGACGGCCCUAAAACCGAGUUAUAUAAGCUCAGUCUUGGGUCCUACCACGAUGAAGAAUGGGACGAUGGACCUGUUUGGCAACGUUAAGAUCCCAUGGCUGGUGGAACGUCCGGAGAACGAUGCCAAUGGCUGGGUGGCCCUUUCGCAGUCGAAUUUAACCGAGAGCUCGUUUUCCUCGCUCGUUGGAGUGCCUAUUGCUUUGCUCGCCAACCGAAACUCCAGCUUCGUGAUAGAGACGACGUACAUGAAUCUAGACUGCAACAAGCCAAGAAAUGAGACGGAGAUCAACAUCAACGUCAACUUAACGACUAUAGUCAACGGCACCUUCUCUGGACCCAACACCACCGUCGAUGCGGCCGCCUUCGCCAUCUAUCCAUCUUGGCAGGUAGCCAUGAACCAGUUCGUGUCGGAUGAUUACUUCUACGGCUACCCUGAGCAGCUGGUCAAUGUCUCGGAUGCCAGUAUUCCGCAAGGCACCUUUCUCUUUCAGACUCGGGGUCCCUGGGUGGCUCGGUGCGCCAUUCACCAGAUCUAUGUCGAAUCAAAUGUGUCUUGUCAGCCAGUGACUGAUUCUCAUCAGCCUUUCUGCUCAGUGCAGGCACAAAGGAGGUCGCCUAAAAAACAUGCGCCGUCAACAGUUACGACGCUCAGUUUUCCUUCCACGUUCACCUACCUCACCAAGGAAUGGAUCCUGGCAACUGAUCCCUUGCUAAGCUCGGGCUACUCCUCGCUGAGCGAGUAUUACCUCCAGAAUACGACUUCUGCCUUCAUUUUAAGUGGUAACGGCCGCGAAUACGCCGACUAUUCCAAUGUGACUGCACAACAAUUCUCACAGAGGCUCGGCCAGUUACUCAAUACUUGGGUUCUGGCAAGUCAAACGUGUGCCGACACCAUGGAAUAUCCUCUGGACCAUCAGAACACCACAGCGUUCUAUACCGACGGGUUUGACAUUUAUGUCGUCUCCUGGGGCUGGGUUGGCGCGUACUGCGCGGCGAUAGGGGUCAUGGUGCUGGCGGCGUGCUGCACCAUCUGGUGCGCUUUCCGCACCACGAUUCCCGAUGUUCUAUCAUACUGCUCUUCCCUCACAAGGGAUUCCAAAUUCUUCGAAUUCGCGAAGGGUGGCAGUACGCUGGAUGGCGUCGUACGCGCCAGGAUGCUGCAAAAUGUGGAGGUGAAGCUAGGCGAAGUGGUUGACCAGCGAGCAACCACGAAUGACCAAUUUCGUAAUGGCUUUGUGAAUGAUGUGAAUCCCGGAGCGAAUGAGCGGGUUUCGUAUCUUGCUCUUGCACCACGGGAGUACGUGCGAAGUCCGAGUCGAGGGAUGUUAUAUGCAUGA
Messenger RNA from Cladophialophora yegresii CBS 114405, 1749 nucleotides. RefSeq lists its product as uncharacterized. The record is from RefSeq and is a predicted model, not a curated record. Bases 1 to 1749 code for a protein of 582 amino acids. Lineage: Eukaryota; Fungi; Ascomycota; Eurotiomycetes; Chaetothyriales; Herpotrichiellaceae. The transcript is spliced from 2 exons.